AUGUAUCAAAAUUUACAAAUAAAAGAAAAAGAAUAUAAAAUAGUCAUAUUAGGUGCAGGCGGUGUUGGCAAAUCUUCAAUCACUUUACAACUAGUACAAAAUAAAUUCAUUGAGGAUCAAUAUGACCCAACUAUAGAAGAUAUCUUUAAAAAGGAAUUGUUUUUCCAAAACAAUUAUUAUUCAUUAAACAUUCUGGAUACUGCUGGUCAAAGUGAAUAUUCUCAAUUAAGAGAAAACUAUAUGAAAUUAGGUCAAGGGUUUUUGUUUGUUUAUUCAAUUGAAUCAAGAACCUCAUUUUUAGAAUUACUUAGUCAUUAUCAACAAUUAUUAAGAGCCAAGAAUUUCCCUCAGGAAAAAUCUGAAAAGGCAUUGAACCAAUCAAUACCCAUCGUAGUAGUAGGUAAUAAAUCAGAUUUAGAUUAUGAAAGAGAAGUCACUUACGACGAGGGGAUAAAUAUCGCCAAGAAUUUUGGAGAUUUCCCCUUUUUGGAAACGUCUGCCAAAUCAAAUAUAAACAUUUUAAAAGCUUUUGAAAUCUUGAUUAAACAGAUAGAUUCCAACGUGGAAAAUUCCACUACAACCAACGAUGAUGAAUUUGGCUUUUUAGAUAAUGAAAAUUCAAGUUUACGUAAUAUCCAUACCACCACAAUAAUGUCCACAGAAACUUCAAUUACAAACGCAACAACUCUUACCACUACAGAAACUACUACUCUACAUAAUACAAGCUCAAUUAUUCGUAGAGAUUCCACUCAUGAUAUUGCCAAUGAUAUAAUAUCUGAUCCUUUACCACCUUCAACACACGACCAUUCCAAAAAUAUCAAUUCUCAAUUGCAAUCUUCAAAUAGAUCGCAUCAUCAUGAUUAUGAAAAAAAUCAAAUCAAUAAUCUUUUCUUGGAUGAAAAUCCAAAUUUAAUUAGAUUUAAAUCAAACACACAUACUUCAAAUCCUGUUUAUGACAAUGAUGGUGAUGGUGAUUCAAUAUUAUUAAGAACUUUUGGAAUACCAUUAUCAAAACCAAGAGAUGAUGAUCUUGAUGAUGAUGAUAAUGACGAGGACGACGAAGAAGAUGAAGGUGACGAUGAAUUCGAUUGCCCAAGAUCCCACGCUAUAAAUAAUUUCAACGAAUUGUCGUUAACAGAAUCAAAAGAUCCCAUCUCAAAUCAAGGUUACCAAUCGCCAAAUGAAAAAAUUGAUCAAGAUUUGAAAAAAUUCCAUUUCAAAAAUAGCAAUGGUACUACCACUAGUAAUAAAAACACAAUCUCUUAUAAAUUAGAUGAUGAUUCAAAUCCAAAUUGUAAUUGUUCUACAAACAAUAAUUCCACUCCAAAUUAUAGUUUCCCCGAUAGUGAACAAACCUUGGGUGGUACAGAACAUUCUUCGUUUGCAGAUUUCUUUGACAAGAGGAAACCUUCUGCUGCUUCUUUACCAAUUAAUAAAAUUUAUUCUUCUCCAAAAGUUUUUGAUGAUAGAUAUUCCAAAAGAGUUACUACAAAUACUAGUAAUCAUACCAAUAUGAGUAAUCAUACCAAUAUGAGUAAGAAUUCUAAACAAAAAUUAACCCAUAAUUGUAAUAAAGCAAGAAAAUCAUCCAAGGCCAAUGAAUCAAGAAAAUCUAUUUCUGCUAUAGUGUCCAAAGCAACUAUAGAUAGAAAUAAAAAUUAUACAACCAAAAAAUUAUCUACAUCAUCUGCUUCGUCUAGUUCUCCAACUACUGAUUUUAAAAAAUCAACACCUGCAAUGUCAUCCUCAGAAUUAGGAACUUUGCCCUCGUCUCCUUCAACUUCAUCAUUACCAAAAAUAUCAUCUCUUCCAUCUUCUAUUUUUACUUCCAAAUUAAAAUCUACAAGAGAUAAAGGUUUUGUAGAAACUGGUAUCAAAGCUGGCUCAAAGGGCAAGGAUAUUUGCAUUAUUGCAUAA
Molecule: messenger RNA, 1917 nt
Organism: Henningerozyma blattae CBS 6284
Lineage: Eukaryota; Fungi; Ascomycota; Saccharomycetes; Saccharomycetales; Saccharomycetaceae
Exons: 1
Coding region: 1-1917 (638 amino acids)
Biological process (GO): signal transduction
Cellular component (GO): plasma membrane
Molecular function (GO): GDP binding; GTPase activity; GTP binding
Source: RefSeq, a predicted model, not a curated record